This is a messenger RNA of Thamnophis sirtalis, 1074 nucleotides long. NCBI's taxonomy places the organism in Eukaryota, Metazoa, Chordata, Lepidosauria, Squamata, Natricidae. The record is from RefSeq and is a predicted model, not a curated record.
UACCUAGCACUUUCUAUUUUCACUUCCCUCAUUUGCCUUUGAAGAAACACUUGAAAAGUCCAGCAAACUUUUUAAAAUUCUCAUUUCCCAGCCAUCAACCACAUUGCCGCAACUCGGCUCCUGAGGCAAUAAAGACCAUGGAGGACGACCAUAUUCUUCUCCCACCAACUGGUUCUGCAAGACAACAAGCAAGCAAUUCUUGCGGCAAGGGGACUGCCUACACUAUCUUUUCUCUCCUGGGGGUCUUGCUCCUCGCUGGCCAGGCUGUGACCGUCUACUUUGUGUAUCAGCAUGACAACCAGAUCACCAAGCUGAACAAGAACACCCAGCAACUGAAACUGGACUCCCUCACCGGCAGCAUCUCUAAAAAUGUCCAAAGAUCAGGCCCAAAGAUGGCAAUAGCCAAUGUGAUGCCUUUGGCCCUGAAUGAACCUGAGGUAAAGAGAACAGACACUGAUCCUUUCCGUUCCAUGACUUAUUGUUGUCUAUCUGUGUUGGAUUCAGUGGUGGGAUUCAGCCAAUUCACACCUAUUCGGGAGAAGCGGUUAAACUGCCUCUCCAGUUACAUUGCAAUAAGUAAGCGAGAAAACCCAACCAGAAAUUUUCCUGAAUUAAAAAGCAACUUCAUGGAAAAUAUGGGACACCUGAAGAUCCACAUGGGUUACAAUGACUGGAAGGAGUUUGAAACCUGGAUGCACAAGUGGCUGAUCUUCCAAUUGGCCCAAAAAGCGGAUAACGAAAAAGGGAAAACCAAGUGCCAGAAGGAAGAGUGUGUUAAAGGUGUCCAUCCAGGAAAAUUAUGUGCCCAUUGUGAUAAAAAGGGGAACUAUCUGCCUAUGCAGUGCCAUUCCGGCACCGGCUAUUGCUGGUGUGUCUACAAAGAUGGCACCGAAAUUGAGGGCACUAAAAUCAGAGGACGUCCAGACUGUACUGGAAUAACUAAUCAGAGUGGACCAACAGCCCGCCCCACUCGCCGCCUCCCAAAAAAUGGCACGCUGCUGCAGCCCCCCCAAGGCAUUUUGGAUCCUGAGAAUGCGACCUAUUCUGGAGACCAAUACUGAUGGAUCUUUUCAG